Penicillium salamii is the source of this 786-nucleotide messenger RNA. The record is from the annotation of a GenBank genome assembly. NCBI's taxonomy places the organism in Eukaryota, Fungi, Ascomycota, Eurotiomycetes, Eurotiales, Aspergillaceae.
AUGGACAUCGACGACAUUCUCGCCUCGGUCGACCACGGCCCAGGCGCAAGCCCAGAGUCCACAGCCCUAGAUCACCAACUCCUCACGCGCUUCUGGGUCGCCGAACGCGCCGUCUCCGAAGUCCUCCCAUGGCCCGCACCACUAAUGGAGCGCAUGAUGGACCGCGUCCGAAUCCAGAUUGAAACAAUCGAAGACCUAGCCGCAUCUUCAGGCGACACUACCGUCCCUCACACACAUAACCCAAACCUCAACCUCCGACUCUCAAUCCUUCAAACAGACCUUGCACGCACCCAAUACCUUAUCCGAAGCCUGUUACGUGCGCGCCUGGCCAAAAUCACAAAAUACAGUAUGCAUUAUCUGGUCCAGCUUGCAUCGCGGGAUAAUUCGCAAACGCAGUCUACACUCUCGUCGCAAAAUCCAAAUCAGCAGCCUGAGGACUCGGUGCCGGACAUAGCGUCGUUGACGGAUUUGGCGCCGCUUUCUCAGCCUGAGGCUUCCUUUUUACAUGCCCAUCAGACUUUGUUGGCGGGGCACUAUGGGGGCUCGUUUAUGGGUUCGUUCCCCAGGCAGUUGAGGAGGUUGGAUGAUAAUGCUGGUGGCACGAGUAUGGUGCAAGGGCCUGAGUUGCGGGAGGUGGUUUUUGUCCGGUGUCUUGGGGCUGAGGUGCCUGUGUUGUUGGAGGAGGAUGAGGAUGUGGGUGUUACUAUGCGGAUGGGGGAUGUUUGGGUUGUUAGGUGGGAGGGAGUGAAGAAGGCGUGGGGGAGAGGGGAGGUGGAAUUAUUGUGA